Molecule: messenger RNA, 10255 nt
Organism: Coregonus sp. 'balchen'
Lineage: Eukaryota; Metazoa; Chordata; Actinopteri; Salmoniformes; Salmonidae
Source: the annotation of a GenBank genome assembly
AUGAUGGAGUCAUGUUUUAACAAUAAAUUGGAAAGCGUGGAGAGGGAAAUUAACUUCGACGACUUGAAGAAAGACCUUUCUUCUGAGUUUCUCUCCAUAGACUCCCAGGAGUCUUGCCUAGAAGAGCUUGAGCACUUGCAGGUGUACCUUCGCAUUCGACCAUUCACAUCAACUGAGAGUGAAAAUGGGGAAUCACAGGUAAUUGAAGUCAACACACACUCCUCUGGCUUGAAAUCCUGGCAGGGGUGUAUAUUCAUUACCUUUUAGAGCACGGAAUAAUCGAUAAUUUAUAGAUGUGCAGCUUGUGCCAAAAACUUCGCAGACUAUUCAGAAUGGAAUGGCAACGCGUGGAAACUAGUGAUUGGGAGGGGAUCGAUAGUUACAUAUCGGUAUAUUAUUUUUUACAUGCAUCGUUUUGACUAUCGCAAUAUUAUGUUGGAGCUAGUUGGCUUUACCUGCAUCAAAACUCGUAUUUUUCCUUCAUAGCUUGUUCUCCAUCUUUUUAAAUAGGGAGCCAAUUUGUUUUCAGCAAAAUGUGUUUUUUCUCAUGGCUCUCUCCUGUCCCUCUGCAACAGACAGAUGGUAAGCAAUAUAUUUGGAACAGCGACACGCAGUAAAAUCACAGAUUCGAAUCGCAAUACAUAUCUUAUAGGCACCAAAGUGUCGUGAUAAUAUCUUAUCUUCAGGUCUCUGGCAAUUCCCAGCCCUAGUGGAAACCAUACAAUUAAAAUGAACUACAACUUCCGUUUAAGAACCCAACAGCUUUUUAGGUCAUGUUGAAGAGCAUUUGAAAAAUAUAACUUGUUUUGCAACAAUCGGUGUAAUGGGUACACCCCAGUUUGUCACAUGAACCAUCUAUACUAAACAAAAAUAUAUAGGCAACAAUUUCAAAGAUUUUACUAAGUUAAAGUUAAUAUAAGGAAACAGUCAAUUGACAUUUAUUCAUUAGGCCCUAAUCUAUGGAUUUCACAUCACUGGGCAGGGGCACAGCCUGGGAGGGCAUAGGACCACCCACUUGGGAGCCAGGCCCAGCCAAUCAGAAUGAGUUUUUUUCCCCACAAGGGCUUUAUUACAGACAGAAAUACUCCUCCGCACCCCCUCAGAUGAUCCCGCAGGUGAAGAAGCCGGAUGAGGAGCUCCUGGGCUUGCGUGGUUACACAUGGUCUGCAGUUGAGGCCGGUUGGAAAUACUAGCAAAUUCUCUAAAAUGAAGGAGGCGGCUUAUGAUAGCGAAAUUAACAUUACAUUCUCUGGCUCCUGAGUGGCGCAGUGGUCUAAGGCACUGCAUCGCAGUGCUAACAGUGCCACUAGAGAUCCUGGUUCGAAUCCAGGCUCUGUCGCAGCCGGCCGCGACCGGGAGACUCAUGGGCGGCGCACAAUUGGCCCAGCAUCGUCCAGGGUAGGGGAGGGAAUGGCCGGCAGGGAUGUAGCUCAGUUGAUAGAGCAUGGCGUUUGCAACGCCAGAGUUGUGGGUUCGAUUCCCACGGGGGGCCAGUAUAAAAUAAAUUAUAAAAAAAUAUAUAUAUAUAUAUAUAUAUUCACUAACUGUAAGUCGCUCUGGAUAAGAGCGUCUGCUAAAUGACUAAAAUGUAAAUGUAAAAUGUCUGGCAACAACUCUGGUGGACAUUCCUGCAGUCAGCAUGCCAAUUACACACUCCCUUAACUUGACAUCUGUGGUAUUGUGUUGUGACACAACUGCACAUUUUAGUGGCCUUUUAUUGUCUCCAGCACAAGGUGCACCUGUGUAAAGAUCAUGCAGUUUAAUCAGCUUCUUGAUAUGCCACACCUGUCAGGUGGAUGGAUUAUCUUGGCAAAUGAGAAAUCCUCACUAACAGGGAUGUAAACAAAUUUGUUUUCAAAAUUUGAGAGAAAUAAGCUUUUUGUGCAUAUGAAACAUUUCAGGGAUCUUUUAUUUCAGCUCAUGAAACAUGGGACCAACACUUUACAUGUUGUGUUUUUUAUAUUUUUGUUCAGUAUAGAUGCCCAUUUCCUCACCACCAUGCACACACUUCAGGUAACAAGAGCCUUGGAAACAUAAUAACUGUUGGACUUUGACUUGGUGUCUUUUCCCUGUACACAUUCAAGGACUGCGUUUCCAUCGAGCCCCCGGACACGGUCCUCCUCAAGGCUCCAAGGACAUCGCUCUCAGCACGGCUCCGUGACAAAUCAGCUCAACGGUUUCAGUUCUCACAGGUCAGUCAGCAGGGUCUGUCAGUGCCACGCAGGUCCUAGGAACAUAGAAUGAAGGUUCUUCCAAUCACAUGUUCUCUUUGUCCUCAGGUCUUAGGGCCAGAAACCACUCAGAGGGAGAUGUUUGACGGCACAGUGAGAGGUCUCGUCAAGGAGGUUUUGGAAGGCGGAAAUUCUCUUGUUUUCACAUAUGGAGUGACAAAUGCGGGAAAGACAUUCACUUUUCUAGGUUUGAUUUGUUGAUUCUUUUCUUGCCACGCAGAGUUGGACAGAUGCAAACUGUGACUGUUUUGGCAAAACAUCCUACUUGUACACAAGGUCCAACCUGAGUUAGCACAGACUCACUGUUUGAAUGCCAGCAAUGUGAAAAUCCAGCCAUUUUAAAAUCCAAUCCUAUGUUGAAACUUAAAUCCUCUGAUGGUGCUUCUUAGUUUCUCAUCACAGUCAAGAACCUGUUGUAGGUGUGAACUGACCUGCUCAUUAUGGUCAACUCUUGCUAACAAACACUAAGACGUAGUGAUUGAGAAAUGAAGAGAUCCUCAACACCUGUUGUUUUUUAGGUCCAGAGGCCAACGCAGGGAUCCUCCCCAGGUCUUUGAAUGUCAUCUUCAACAGCAUUGAGGGGCGCGUUUACAACCAGAUGACUAUCAAGCCGCAGCGAUGCAGAGAGUUCACCAGACUCACUAAAGACCAGCAGAGUGAAGAAGCAACUAGCAAGAGAAAUCUCUUCAGGCUCCUCAAGGAGGUACUGGGUUUGUUCAUUGACCCGAUGAAAGCCAUUGCAUUACUCAACAGGUUGUUCUUUGGAUCUAAUAAUUGAUAUUAAAUGAUGCCCCUCAUUGCUCUUCCCCCCAUAGAGUGAUAACCAGAAAAGCUUCACCAACAAGAAAAGCCUGGAAGGCAAGGACAUUUUAUAAUUUUAUAUGCCAUUUAGCAGAUGCUUUUAUCCAAAGCGACUUAGUCAAGCGUUCAUACAUUCUUGCAUAUGGUUGGUCCUGGGAAUUGAACCCACUAUCCUGGCGUUGCAGGGUUCCACAUUGCUAUUAUUUUACUGGCAUAUGCGGCAAAAUAUUUAGUUGUGCGAUCUGGGUUUUUUAUUUAUUUAGCACUAGUGCACCUAGAAAAAUGAAGGAUUCUAACUUUAUUACCUCCAAAUAUUUUUAAUUGUGAUCCUACAUUUCUUUAUGUGCGUUUUUCAACUUGGGUGCACACCUGCUCCUUGUACAAAAAGGUUGGCGUAGAGAGCCCUGCGUUGUAAACGCCAUGCUCCUAAUUGAGUUACAUGGGACCAAAUUAUUUGUUAUCUCAUGCCACGAUGCAUAUUCCUGUCCUGCAUUUAUACAUGAUUGUCACAUCCCACAUGUUGCUAUCUCUCUGGUAGUUUGGUGCAUCGUUUGCCAUCACAAUAGACUUCUAUUCAACCAGAGGUUUGUAACAGGCUAACACCACCACUUGUUUCUCUGACAGGUUCAACACUAAGUGACAUUGAGGUGACUGAAGACCGUUUCAGUCUGGUUGUUGAAGCACACACCAAGUUCUCCGUCUGGGUGUCCUUCUGUGAAAUCUACAACGAGAACAUUCACGACCUGCUGGAGCCCAUACCGAACGGAGCCCUGAAGAGAACCACACUGCGGCUGUCGCAGGAUGUCAAAGGCAACUCCUUUGUAAAAGGUAACGGAUGCAUUUUAAGGUUGUGUAACGUUGCUGUCAAACAAAAUGCGCUUUGUUCUAUAUUUAUCCAUUGCGACUUAAUCAUUCAUGCAUACAUUUCACAUACGGGUGGUCCCGGGAAUUGAACCCACAAUCCUGUCGUUGUAAGCACUGUCGUGACGUGACUUUCAUUAUUGUGGUGACUAUAAUUUAUCGAAUCAUUACGUAAUAUGUUUAAUUGUUACUCAAAUUAAUCAUGUAACAAUUAACUCAUUAGGAAUUUGGGGCACCACGGGUAAAGUUGUUUAACGAGUUACCGUUUCCCGAAUUAACUCAAACGAUAAGAGAUAUCUAGAUAUCUUUAAACAGUCAUUUAUUAAUAAUGUACCUCAUAUCAGUCUCAUUCUGAAAGUCGUAGGCUCUUUUAAGUCUGCACGAACCCACGUCUUACUGAUCAUUCCAUACCACACAAAUUGAUUUAAUUAUUUAUUUACUAACUAAUUAAAAAUGAUAACACAAGAUACAAACACGUACACGGUAUAGGUAGAGAUUAGAAACUUAAUACAAUGAAAUGGGUCCCUAGCGGACUAACACAAUGACACUUGUUACAAAAGAUGGUGAGUUAAAGAGAGAGAACACUUGGAUACACAUGGACCUAUACUCACAGUGAUCCUAAUACUUUGCCCAGAACUGCCGCCCGUUAAGGAAGAAAAGCAAUGCAUGUAUUUACGUGUUAGAGGUCUUCUGGUGUAUCUCUGUUGGACACAGGCCUUCGUGGGAAGGCGUCUAUUGUACCCUCUCUCUGAAGGCCUUUUAGAUGUAAUGCUCAGACUGUCCACAAGAGGGCACAAUGUCCUUAGUUGUCUGUUUACUUUCACUCGUUCUGGAAGUGGUCUUCUGAGGACGGCUAAUCAGCCGUGUCGAUGAUCCCCUGUGGGGUGAUGAGAGCAGUGUAGUAGACGAUGGUUUGAAGAGAGUAACAGGAUGGUCCCACUUAAAUUCACCUUCUUAGAACAGCUACUCAGCCGUAACGUUGAUUUGUUAGUGGAGGCAACUUUGUCGUCUUCACCUCGUUGAUUUUCAGGGUCGGGACCGAUAUGGACAAAAGCUGCAGCUUGAGGUCUGAUCUGAUAAUUCUUAUCUCAAUCUUUUAUAGACUCUGGUAAUGAUGGGCGUUUCCGUCAUACUGACACGCUCUCUGAGCUCCCUCGGGCGGGGCUAGUUACGAGGCAAAAGUAUUAUCAUCACUAUGAUUUUGUUAGAAAGCUAAAAUCACAUUCCUAUCUUCACGAAAACAUUGUCUUCCUCCUUGAUAUUUUCUACACAAGGUAAAGGAUGUAAAUCUGAUAUCCACAGUGGAAAAGCUCUUCAAGUCACAAGGUUUUCCUUAUAACGCCUUUUAUACAAUUUUGAAUGACGUCACAAAAUAGACAUUCAUAUUCCAUUUCUCAUCAUUCCCAACGUUUGGAUGUUGAAAUAUAUUGUCCCAUGUUCAUUGUUGGAUGUUGAAGUUUUUGUGCGGCAAAAGACUCUGAAACAAAGGACAUUCCUUUCACCAUUCUAGAGGGCCAGAGAGAUAUUCUCCUAUCUCUAAUUUAUGGCAGUAUUGAGGUGUCAAGACCGGCACAGCCCCGCCUGUGGGUAAGAGGGUCUGGUUGUUGUCGGCCAUUUGCUAAGCUGAUGUGAGGCCUUUGAUCAUCACCCAGGGAGAGUCUUGACAGCACCAUGCUCUACCAACUGAGCAGCAGAGGACCAAAUGUUCCGUUGUGUGAUUUCAGAUCUGAAGUGGGUACAAGUGAACAAUGAGGAGGAGGCCUACAAGGUGAUGAAGCUCGGCAAGAAAAACCAGAGCUUCGCCAGCACAAAGCUCAACCUCCUCUCAAGCAGGAGGUGAUUUAUGAAGCACAUCAAUCAUUUCCCUUUUUUGAAUUAUUUUAUUUGAGUCUUUCUUUGGCUGUUACUAACUUGCGUGAUCCAAGUUCACACCGCACAAUAGAUUGACUGCAGUGCUCUUAUAGAAAUCUGUUCCGUUCCUAUGCUCAGCCACAGCAUAUUUUCUGUUCGUAUCCUGCGGAUGGAAGAUACUAGGAUUCCUCGUGUUAACUCUAUCAGCGAGUAAGUGAAACGCAUAUUUGUUUAUUCAUUUGCACAAAACAAAUAUCCUAGAAGCCCUAUGCAGUACUUGUGGGUAUGUCUGUGUGAAGGCGGGGGGGGGGGGGGGGGGGGGGGGGGGGGUUGGUUUUCUUUAUGUUUGGCCUUUAUUUAUUUCUGUUCAGGCUGUCUUUGUGUGACCUGGCUGGGUCUGAGAGGUGCUCUAAAACUCAGAAUAAAGGGGAGCGUUUGAAAGAGGCUGGGAACAUCAACACUUCCCUGAUGACACUGGGCAAGUGCAUCAACACGUUACGGCAAAGCCAGCAAUCCAAGUGAGCCUUGAACGUCUGCUUUUAGAAAAUAUGUAACGGUUAUGGAAUUAUACUUCUACAAAGUGUCGGGCGGGGGGGGGGGUGGUGUGUUACAAAUCUGUAGCUUGGAGAUGUUGAUGUUCUGACCCGAUGAGGACCUGAGCGUGACCACAAUGGAAAUAAGUCAGACUUUUUUUUAUUGUGCCAGUCACGUUAAAAAAAAAAAAUUAAAAUGUUUUACUGUGUGUAUUAUAAUUUUUUUAAACUGACAAAUGGAAUCAAUCAAUCAAACCCUUGUUGCUAGGCUACCACAGCACGUCCCCUUCAGGGAGAGCAAGCUGACCCACUACCUACAGGGUUUCUUCUGUGGGCGGGGCAAGGCCUGCAUGAUAGUCAACGUCAACCAGUGUGCCUCCAUGUACGACGAGACGCUCAACGUGCUCAAGUUCUCCGCCGUGGCUCAGAAGGUGGUGGUGCUGACCACCAAGACCGUCCCCCACCUCGCCACCAAGAGGUCGGCCCGGGAACUGUCCAUGAUCAUCAACAACGCAGACAGGAAGAACCUGUUGGGUCAGAGGAGAAGGAGCUCCCUGGUUGGCUGGGAGACCAGUCUGGAGGAUGUGCAGGAGGAUGAUGACACAGAAGAGGAGAGCAUGAUGGAGGAGACCUUGCAGGAGGUGGAAGAUGACGACGAGGUUCUCAUCAAUAAAGGCACUUAUGAGGUAAGUCUCCACCUAAGUACUUCUGUGGCUAUUUAUAUUUGAUUCUUACACAGAAAUUCCAACUGGCUCACCAAUGCUAAAAAUCCUACAUUUCCAGGCCCUGAUUUUGAUUGUUUAGAAAUGUUUGGAAGAUUUAGGCCUACUAAUAGUAAAGGGACUAGAGUUUUGCUAAUCGGGUCAAAUGGUCAAAACUCUGGGACCCUAUUAAUGUGAAGUUAACCUAGAACUAAAGUCUCACGUAAUGCUCAAUUAAGUCUGUCCACAAGAGAUGACUGUGAAGUAAAUGUCUGUCAACCCUUCAGAGCAAGUUACUCCGGGAACAGCUCCAGAAAGAGAGGUCUGAAAACUUUGCUUUGGAAUCUCGCAUCCGUGACGAGGUCACCAAGGAGUUCUCCGAGUUCGUCUCUGAAAUGCAGACCGAUUACACGUGAGCUCUUCUGUGCCUUGUUUCAGUCAUUUUAUUUUUGUUGUUUUGGUUGCUUAAAAAAAAAAAAAAUGGGUUGGAUUUAUAUAGGGCUUUUCUACCAACUGAGCUACUCAAAGCACUUUACGUAGUAGGGGGGGGGGGGGGCUUUAAAGGUAAAUGUUUUUCUAUUGCGUUUGAUCCGUAACUGAACAGGCUCUAGCGCCCGAGUGGUGCAGUGGUCUAAGGCGCUGCAUCGCAGUGCUAACUGUGCCACUAGAGAUCCUUAUUCGAAUCCAGGCUCUGUCGUAGCCGGCCGCGACCGGGAGACUCAUGGGGCGGCGCACAAUUUGGCCCAGCGUCGUCCAGGGUAGGGGAGGGAAUGGCCGGCAGGGAUGUAGCUCAGUUGAUAGAGCAUGGCGUUUGCAACGCCAGGGUUGUGGGUUCGAUUCCCAUGGGGGGCCAGUAUAAAAAAAUAAAUAAAAAAAUAUGUAUUCACUAACUGUAAGUCGCUCUGGAUAAGAGCGUCUGCUAAAUGACUAAAAUGUCAAAUGUAAAUGAAAUAAUAACUUGAUGUCUGUCUUACAGGGAACGUCUGGCCAAAGAGAAGAAGAUUGUCGAGGAGAGAGCAGAGAGGCGUCUAGAGAUCCUGAAGAAUCUACUGAACAAUCUAGUGAACAGUAACACCAGUCAAGAGGAGUUGGCCAGAGUAGAGCGAGCCACAGUAAUGCAGCCUGCCUAGAUAUGGUGGACAUUAGCAGUGUCAACCUCCAUUAUGUAGCCAUGCCUCUUCCUUUACCUUGGUGUUCAAACUGGGGUGACAAAAAAAAUAACGUAACUGUUUUCACUAACACUCAUCUUUUCUCACUGGCACUGACUUUGCUGAUGCUACUUUUAUUGAGGAAUAAUGUAUUUACUAUGAGAUUGAUAUGUGGUUGUCUCACCUAGCUAUCUUAAGAUGAAUGCGCUACCUGUGAGUGUCUCUGGAUAAUAGCGUCUCAAAAAUGACUAAAAUGUGUCUUGUCUCCUGUAGGAGGACAGCUCGUUGUUGGGAGGGAUUUUUGACUCCAUUUGCAGUGACCUGGCAGGCAUUAAGAAGGCGGCUGAGGAGGCCAAGACAUGUCUGGUGGUCACCCAUCCCCAAGCCGGUAGUGAAACCAUCUCAAACCAAGAGAAGAGAGUGGCUGAUCUCUCAGAGCUGCUGAGACAAACCCAGGAGCGGCUCUCUGUCAAAACCAACGGUAACCAACUGACAACCAGUCAUAUCUUUUUUUAAACGUUUUUAUAGCCCAGUGUUUCUUCAUCCUGGUCACAUUUUAAAAAUUUUUCCCCCGAGCACUACUCUCAUUAACAAUAAUGCUGUGUUCAUAUCCAAGUGGGAAGGUGGUAUUUACCACAUACGACUGGGGAGAAAUCCACUUGAACGGCCCUCCAACUGGUAAAUGCUAGUGGGGAAAACUAUCAUCCCUGAACUCUGACUUCUCCCACAUGCUGACCUCUGACAUCCCCUACUAAGGAAAUUACCUCAGAAACAGCAUUUUCAACAUUUUUAAAUGCAACAACAAAACAUUGCUUUUUAUAAAUAAUCUAUUCAUAUGUUUUUAUUUUAUUUAAAUCUUAUAAUUUGUUUAUAUGCAUGAUAGCUGUACUUUUAGUUUACGGUUGACGCAGCUUGUUGGCCAUUAGCCAAUCGCCUUUCAAAGAGUUCAGAUCAUUACCACCUUCCCACUUGGUUAUGAACGCAGCAUUGAGCAAAGGCUUGAUGAGUUGAUUAUUUGAAUCUGGUGUGUAACGCUAGGGCAAGAACUAGAAUCUGCACCCCUUUGGGUUCCCCAGGAACAGGAUUAAGAAAUACUGGUGUAGGCUAUCACGUUCACAUACACCUACAGUGCAUCUCUUUCAACAAUAACUUGUUAAUCACCUGUUUUCACUAUCCAUCAAUGACUGCUCCGGAUCGGUUUGACUAAUCCCACAACAGUGGUUGUGAUGGAACGCACACAAUGUUUCCCUUUGGUCGACUAGUCAUUGUCUUCCGUUUGUUUUGUUUUAAAUUUCAGAACUGGAAAAUAACUGUAGACAAGUGCAGCAAUUGAAUGAACAGCUUGAAGAGGCUAGAAAGGUACUGUACCAUUGUUUUGGUUCUUCUUCAGCAAUGGGACUUCUUGUUCUGUGUUGUCCGUUCUACAUAAACCAAAUGACGCUAGGAUUUAGUUCAGGGUUAAGACAGUAGUUCUGACAGACCUUUUCUGUUUUCUCCUUUUAGACUCUCGAGUCUCAGGAGCUGAAGUUCUCCCACCUCCUGGAGAUGUGUCACGGGAAGGAUGAGAUGAUCUCCAAGCUUCAGAACACCAUGGACCAACAGGUCCAAGCCACUAUCAAGGAUGUAUGUACAUUUUAAGUGGCACUUUGAUUAGAUCUGACGCGCUGGUCAUCGGCCUGUUUCACACUCAGUAUUUCACCUUACAUCUCCCAUUAUACUUGACUGGUGCCAAUUUCCCAUCCAUAUGUCACAUUUUAUAAAUGCUCAUAUCCAGAAUGUGACAUUUUUAUUCCAGCUUGCUAGAUAUUUUAACAUUGUUGGGUUUUUCCCCUUGACAGAAGUCUACAUUUGACGGCAUCAAGGAUGAGAUCCUGCGACUGAAGAGCAGCUGCACUUGCUCCAGAGGGGAGAAGCCCAGCUCUCGCGCAGAGAGCCGCAAACGGCUGGUGGACCUCCAGGCCAACCUGGAUGAACAGCCCCCCAGCAAGAAAGGUACGGGGUGGGCUCCGAGCACUGCCGGGAAGCCCCUCCCACCAUUUGUGGGGGUGAGAGCAGUGGGGAGAGAGAAUACCGGCAAAGGUCGCAAAAACAUCCGCUUAAAGAGGCGACUGUCUGCGCUCAAGAAGUAA